Messenger RNA from Trichosporon asahii var. asahii CBS 2479, 4398 nucleotides. RefSeq lists its product as uncharacterized. The transcript has 3 exons. The record is from RefSeq and is a predicted model, not a curated record. Gene Ontology annotation, biological process: mitotic chromosome condensation. Gene Ontology annotation, cellular component: chromosome. Lineage: Eukaryota; Fungi; Basidiomycota; Tremellomycetes; Trichosporonales; Trichosporonaceae. The coding region runs from base 1 to 4398 and encodes 1465 amino acids. Gene Ontology annotation, molecular function: ATP hydrolysis activity; ATP binding; protein binding.
AUGCCGCCGAGGAGAACAACCCGGUCCGCCGAGACCGCACCGAGAACAUCCACUUCGACACGUUCGACCCGGUCACGAGCGUCGGCUACCGUGCUCUCCCCGGUCCGCUCCGAAGCUUCGCACGGCGGAUUCCCCGGCGAGGACAGCGAGAGCGAGGAGGAUCUUCCGAAGCCGAGCACCGUCGCCAAGAAGAAGGUGCCGGUUUCUCGUGCUCCUUUGAGGCGGAGUACUCGCGCCAGCGGUAACAUCCCCUCGCCCGAGCCGGAGGAGGCCAAGGCGGCGAAGCCGAAGAAGAAGCGGGUGGUCGAGUCGGAUUCUUCGUCGGAGGAGGACCUCGAGGACUAUGUGACUGCUCCCUCUGCGCGAUCGAGGUCAUCCAUUACGCAGACGCCUUCGACGUACCACUCGCUACCGACGCCGCCGCCAGACUCGCUCAGCGAGCGCGCGACGCCCGAGCCCGAAGCGGAGCAUGACAACGAUGAGAACAUGCGCACCCCGCGGGCACCGCAGACUCCGAAGGGGAAGGGGCGCGACGACGGUGACCGCACCGUUCGACGAGGGUCGCCCGAGUCGUCGCCUGACAUCCCCCGCGACUUAUUACCGCCCAAGACGCCCAUCCGCGCUGUCCCGCUUCCCACCGUCGCAACUCCGGCCGCUCCCACUGCAGCCCCGCCGAAGCCUCGACUUGUCAUCCACAAGCUCGUCCUCAACGACUUCAAGUCGUACGCCGGCCGUCAAGAGAUUGGCCCCUUCCACAAGUCUUUCUCUGCCAUUGUCGGCCCCAACGGAAGUGGCAAGAGUAAUACGAUCGACGCGCUCCUGUUCGUGUUCGGUUUCCGUGCCAGCAAGAUGCGUCAGGGCAAGCUCAGCGAGCUGAUCCACAACUCUGCUGGCAAGGAGGGUCUUUCGAACUGUUCCGUCGAGGUGUGGUUCAAGGAGAUUGUGGACCUGCUGGUCGUCAAGCGUACCGCGUUCCGCAACAACUCGUCGACUUACACGAUCAACGACAAGACGAGUACGCACAAGGAGAUCACGACGCUUCUGAAGGGCAAGGGCAUUGACCUUGACCACAACCGUUUCCUGAUUCUCCAGGGUGAGGUCGAGUCGAUCGCCCUCAUGAAGCCCAAGGCGCAGAACGAGCACGAGGACGGUCUUCUCGAGUACUUGGAGGAUAUUAUCGGUACCGCCAAGUACAAGGAAGCCAUCGAGCAGGCGUCCGAGGAGGUCGAGGGUCUGAACGAGGAGCGCGGUGAGAAGAUGAACCGUCUCCGUGUCGUCGAGCGCGAGAAGGCUACGCUCGAAGACAAGAAGCGCGAGGCCGAGGACUACCUCCGCGACACGAACGAGCUCACUCGCAAGAAGUCCCUCCUGUGGCAAUACCACAUGCACACGCUCCAGAGCAACAUCGAGAUCACCACCAAGGCCAUCGACCAGCUCAAUGCUCAGCUCGCCGAGGAGCAAGAGCGCAACGCCCACCAUCUCGCACAGAUUGAGGACCUCCAGAAAGGCUACGACGCCAAGCUCGCAGACUUUGAGGAAGUCAAGCGUCUCACUGACGCACUCGUCAAGGACGCCAAGAAGAUUGAGAAGGAGGAGGUCGGUCUCUCCGAAAAGAAGAAGCAUCUCGUCUCAAAGCAAAAGAAGCUUAAGAAGUCGGUCACUGAGGACGGGCAUGCGAGGUCGGAGGCUCUCGGCACUGUGCAGAACUGCGAGGGUCAGCUGGAGACCAACCGCGCCAAGGUCGCUGACCUCGAGGUCAAGCUUGAGGCUGAGGAGCGGGAGCUUGAGGAGGUUCGCGACAGCCUGAAGGACAAGACCGACGAGUUCACGACCAAGAUCGAGGCGAAGCAGCGCGAGCUCGAGCCUUGGACGGCCAAGAUCAACGAGAAGCAGUCCGCCAUCGACGUCGCCCAGUCAGAGCGCGAUCUGCUUGCGCAAAAGGCGACUGGCGCGCAGGAGGCGCUCGAGGAGGCUCACGCUGCGCUGCAGGCCGUCCGCGAUGGUGAUCAGUCAAAGCAUGAGGAGUAUGCCGCUCUGAAGAAGGAGGCGGCCAAGGCCAAGAAGGAGCUCGCCGAGGCCGAGGAGACGCUCGAGUCGAUGAACGCCAAGUCUGAGAAGCUCCGCGCCAAGGUCUCUGCCUCUCGCCAGAAGACCGACGACGCAAAGGCUUCGCUCGCCGCGGACAAGUCAGAGAACGCCGUCCUUGCCUCGCUCAACAAGCUCAAGGCGCAGGGUCGUAUCAAGGGCUUCCACGGCCGCCUCGGCGACCUCGGUGUCAUUGACGACAAGUACGAUGUCGCCGUCACCACUGCAUGCGGUGCACUCAACAACCUAGUCGUAGACACGGUUGAGCAGGGUCAGGCCUGUAUCGAGCACCUCCGCAAGGGCAACGUCGGUCGUGCUUCCUUCAUGGUGCUCGAGAAGCUCCCCGCGCAUGACCUCAGCCGCAUCGAGACGCCCGAGAACGUACCCCGACUCUUUGACCUGAUCAAGCCCAAGGACCCCCGCUUUGCCCCUGCUUUCUACAAGGGACUCUUCAACACGCUUGUUGCCAAGGACCUCGAGCAGGCUCAGCGUAUCGGUUUUGGCAAGAAGCGCUGGCGAGUUGUCACCCUCGACGGCAAGCUCAUUGACCCCUCUGGAACCAUGUCCGGUGGUGGCAACCGCGUCGCCCGCGGCGGUAUGAGCUCCAAGUUCAAGGCCGACAAGGUCGCUCCCGAAGUCGUGCACCGCUACGAGCAGGAGCUUGCCAUUGCCGAGGGCGACCUUCAGGCCUUCCUGGCUGAGAAGAAGGCUCUUGAGCAGCAAGUCACGCAGCUCCGCAAGCGCAUCCCUGACAUUGAGAUGCAGAUGGAGAAGAUCCAGCUCGACGUCCAGACGGGCUCGAAGCGCAUCGCUGAGGCUGAGAAGCGCAUCGCGGAGCUCACCGCUCAGAGCAAGCCGGACGUUGCCGACCAGAAGCGCAUCGCCACUCUGGACGCUGAGAUCGCCACAAUCACAAAGGAGGUCAACAAGUUGAAGGAGAAGACGGGCGCGAUCAACGAGCAGAUCAAGGAGCUCCAGAACAAGAUUCUCGACGUCGGUGGUGUCCGCCUGCGUGCGAUCCAGAGCAAGUUUACAACGACGAAGGGUCUCCUUGACCUCGCCAACGAGGCUAUUACCAAGGCCGAGGUGAACCAGGCUCAGGCCGAGCGCACCGCGCAAAAGCUCGAGAAGGCGAUCGCCGCGAACAAGGAGAAGCUGGACGAGUGCGACACUGAGAUUGAGGCGGUCGAGGCGGACCUGCAGGCCUGCUCGGCCGACCUGGCUGUGAUCCAGGAGAAAGUCCAGGAGGCCCAGGAAGCGACGACCGAUGUCCAGGAGGCGCUCGCCGAGUCCAAGGCUGCGCUUGACGAGGCGUCCGUCGAGGUCAACGCGUUCCGGAAGCUCGAGGUGGACAUCAAGCAGAAGCUCGAGGACAACAUGCGCCUGCAGAAGGACUCGAAGGACAAGCAUCGCCACUGGGCUAAGCGCCACGACGAGCUCGAGCUGGCGUACAUUGACGAGGACGAUGAGGAUGAAGACGAGGAGAAGACGCCGAGCCCCGAGGGUGAAGACGAGCAGACGCCGAGCCCCGAGGACGACGAGGAGACACCGGCGCCGAAGAAGCACAACUCGAUGGAACUGGUCGAGUACAGUGCGGACGAGCUGCGAGCGGUCGACAAGGACCUGCUGAACGGCGAGAUUGCACAGCUCGAGGAGGAUAUCUCCAAGGCGAAGCCCAACCUGAACGUGCUGAACGAGUACCGACGACGCGAGGCCGAGUUCCUCGACCGUGCUCGGGAUCUCGAGACGGUGACGCAGAACCGCGACGCGGCAAAGCAGCGCUACGACGACCUGCGCAAGGUGCGCCUGGACGAGUUCAUGGCCGGCUUCAGCGCGAUCAGUGCCAAGCUGAAGGAGCUGUACCAGAUGAUCACAAUGGGCGGCAACGCCGAGAUCGAGCUGGUGGACACGAUGGACCCGUUCAGCGAGGGUGUCGUGUUGUCGAUUAUGCCGCCGAAGAAGUCGUGGCGCCCCAUCGCCAACCUGUCCGGAGGCGAGAAGACGCUAGCCUCGCUCGCGCUGGUAUUCGCGCUGCACGUCUUCAAGCCGACGCCGCUGUACUUCAUGGACGAGAUCGACGCGGCUUUGGACUUCAAGAACGUGUCCAUUGUCGCCAACUAUAUCCAGAGCAAGACGCAGGCUGCGCAGUUCAUUGUCAUCUCGCUGCGCAACGACAUGUUUGAGCUCGCGCACCGCCUCGUCGGCAUCUACAAGACGAGCAACUGCACCAAAUCGGUCGCGAUCGACAACAAGGACCUGCGCACACAGGCGCUCCAUGCAUGCGAUACCGAUUGGCGUAAACCUGAGCAGUGA